AUGCUCAAACUCAUCCUAGCUGUCCUCUCCCUCUCCACUCUCCUCGUCGAAGCGUUUGGAAUAGCUCACGCUCAUAGUUCCCCACGGCACCUCCAACAGUUUCCCGACAAGAACAAGCGAGUCUCUCGCUCGCUUGUCCGGCGUUCCCCGUCUAAACGGUGCAGAGCCAAACCAUCCUCCACUUCUACUCCAACUCCAACUCCAACUUCUACAAAGGCUGGGACGUCUACGCCUACUCCUAGCCUGAACCCAGGUAAUGGAGGCAGCAAUGGGGGUGCAGGCGUUAUAAACGUGGCCGCUGGCCCGUGCGGCAAACCCAACGGAAGCAAACAGACAACUAGCACGAAUGGUCCUAACGGUCAGGAAAGCUGGCUUAACUGCGGGAUUGACGCAUCGGGCUGGACACCACCAUCCGCAACGCCCUCCGAUCUCAUCUACGUUCCCCUAGCGCAAGCACUUCAAGACGAUCAAAGUCCUUUCAAGGCAUGCAAGGACUUCUUGCCUUACUUUAGCCAGUACGGUAAUCAGUACGGAAUCCCAGAUAUAUUAUUGGCUGCGAUUGCACUUCAAGAAUCGUCGUGCAAUCCUUUUGCGAACGCUGGUACGAUUGGUUUGAUGCAAAUUACUACUGACAAAUGCGACGCGAAUAACAUUCGUAUUGGAACGAAGUACCUUGCGGAUACGUUAGCAAAGAACAAUAAUAAUAUUAUCCUGACUGUGGGGGCGUAUAACGGGUGGUACCCUGGUAUGACCAUAUCGGAUGCCACUCAAGCAGCGAAACAGGGUCACUGCGCAUGGCAACAAAAUCUUGAUUAUCUGCAGCAAUUGUUCAAUGGAUGGCUCCAGAAUAAGGAUGCGUAUGGGCUGAACUUGGGGUCGUACUUCAAUGUGAAACAUUGUUGA
Cantharellus anzutake is the source of this 903-nucleotide messenger RNA. Its product is annotated as lysozyme-like domain-containing protein. Bases 1 to 903 code for a protein of 300 amino acids. The transcript has 6 exons. Lineage: Eukaryota; Fungi; Basidiomycota; Agaricomycetes; Cantharellales; Hydnaceae. The record is from RefSeq and is a predicted model, not a curated record.